GUUUCAUUUUUGAUUGUUUGUGUGGUUGUUCUGCACUUCUGAAGACUGUCGAAGGAGUUGUGUGAAGAUGGUCUAACAUUGUCAGUCUUUUAUACGUCAACUUUCGUCUGGAAAGUGAAUGCUGGAGACCUUCUUCGCGACAAACAUUCUCUUCUUCUUCAGCUGGAGGCGUUUAGUUAUUAUAUAUGGAAAAAAGCGAAAGAAACCUUUCUGAAUUUUAUUGGGUAUUUCUGCGGUUGGAUAUCCACCUAUAAAACAACCCAAAUCGGCACUUCCCUGUGGCCACAUCACACAGAAAGGAUCUCAUAUUUUAAUCCCGAGUUGUUUGACAUAACCAGAGCCUAGAAUGUUUUCAACUCAAAAACUAUUGGUGCCAUACGGGUUCCGUCAAUGUCUCCAGCCCACGAUUACAAAAGUCAAAACGUUCAUUUAUCAAUCGAAACAUUCCUACUGUCCCACGCUUUUCCUUCAUAAACUAUGCCCCUAUUGAUUUAGGUUCGGCCAAAAAAAAGUUGAACUGAUAAGGCAAUAAUAUAAUCACGAAGUAUUUAUUGUUGUUCUACUUAUUGUAGGACCAAUUUGUUCAACCUAUUUAUCGCAGUUUUCAUGCAUGCGCUACACAGCUAUUUAAUCUAAUAUUUACUAUAGGUUUUAUAUGUAUUUAAAAUGUCGUAAUAAGUCUCUUUUUUUUCGGCCGUCAGUAGAGAGAGAGAGAGAUAAUUAAAGAAUCAUUUAUGCGCGGCUUAUACAAAUAUACACAUUUUAUCGCCUGAAAUCUUUAGGUCCACAUCCUGCCCAACUGUUAAAGUAAAAAAAAAAUGCCUUUGAUAAGAUCAGAAAUCUCUUGCCGCCAAUGGCUGAAAUUUCAUUCGUCUCUGUGUUCACAACUCUGUACACAUAAAAUCGUAUAGAGACUUCAAAAGUAUACAACACCAGACGGUGCCAGAUCUAUUACCUAUCCAUUCAAGAUAACGGAAAAAUGGGCUAGAGCGAGGAUAUAAGUCAAAACACACACUACCGGGGUAAUAUCGUGUGGAAAAAAUGUACAUUGCACUGGGCUCUGGCUCAGUCACGCUCAGUCCGAUAAAAUGGACAGAUCGUCGGCGCUAGCGCAGUUGUUUGUGCUGUUAUUCGUGAUCAAUACUGCAGAAUGGCAUGACGUGACGGUCGGGGCUAGUCGAGUGACUUUGACCGACAACGGCUACAAAAAUCUGGUGGUGGCCAUCAGCCCAGCAGCGCCAAUUGAUCAAUCCGAAAGCAUAAUUAAAAAUAUCAAACAAAUUAUCACGGAUGCUUCUCCGGUGCUCUACAAGGCGACCGGUAAUCGAGCUUACUUCCAAAGUGUCCACAUUCUUAUUCCGGAAACAUGGGACCACAUCGAAGCUGAUUUAAGCACUUGGGAAACGUUCGAUACGGCUGACGUCAUCGUGGACACGCCCAAUCCCAUGCACAAAGAUGUGCCCUACACUCAACAGAACGGCAAGUGCGGUGAAAAAGGCGAAAGAAUUCACUUAACCCCAAACUAUGUGCUCACCAUCGUUCAAGAGCAGAACAUUGCCCAAUACGGAAAACCAGGCAAAGUCUUCGUUCACGAAUGGGCCCAUUAUCGCUACGGCAUUUUCGACGAGUACGGAACGCCCGGAGGAGAGUAUCCGCUCUUCUUCCGCCAAUCGGGCACUUCCUUCAUCGAGCCCAACAUCUGCGCUAACAAAAAAAUCAUGUACAACACCCGUGACAUAAGCAACAACAAUGCGAACUGUCAAAUCGAUCCGGCCACGAAUAUCUACGACCAGAACUGUCGAUUCGAAUUCCAUCCAAGUUUUAAGCCGGACACGUCGCUGGCUUCCUUCCAUCUCCUGGACUCGGUGGUUCAUUUCUGCAAGGACGGCGACUUCCAUUCGCACCGGUCGGAGACUCCGAACAAACACAACACCAUGUGCGGCGGAGUCAGCACCUGGACGGUCAUCAUGCGGAACCCGGACUUUGCGUUUUACCAGAACAGACCCGUGGAUUUGGACCAAUUGCCCGCGAAAUUUAAAAUCGUCAAACCGACUGGCUCGCGUUUUGUUGUCGUCAUGGACGUUUCCGACAGCAUGAAGCAAUGCAACCGCAUCGACAAACUGGGCGAAUCCGUCCGCGCCUGGAUCAAAAACGACGUCCCCACCGGAAGCCAAUUGGGGAUGGUCAUGUUCAGUUCAACUGCUCACAUCGUGAGCGAACUGAAAGUCAUUUCCGACAUGAAAAUCCGCCAGGAGAUGAUGAAAAAAGUGCCGAAAGAUUUGUACUCCAUCACCUGUAUCGGAUGCGGUCUCGACCUCGCCGUUCAGAUGCUGCAAGAGAAGGGAAACAAUAAAACGGGUGGCAUUAUCGUUUUAGUUACCGAUGGUAGAAAUUCAGCUGGUUACCUCGACAUUUCUGACGUGGAGGAGGACAUUGUCAAAGCCGGCAUACGCGUAGUCACCGUCGCCUUUGGGAGUGAGGCGGACAGCAAUAUCGAACGUUUGGCUGACGUCACUGGCGGUAAAAGUUAUUACAUCAAGGACGGUGACAGCAGUGAAGCUAUUCAACAGGCCUUUACGGGCGCCUGCACCUACCAGUCGAGAGUCAAAAACGACGAUUUGAAAUUCAAAUUGUUUGAAAGUACGGCGGCGUCGAAUUCGACCAGCAUCGAAGGCUGCUUCGACGUCGACGACACGGUCGGUCGUAAUUUGGUGCUCAGCGUCUUCAAUUUGGACGAUCGAAACAGUUUGGAAUCGAUGCAAUUGUCGGGGCCGACUAACGAAAUUUACGACCAAAUCGAUUUCGAUACUAGCACGGCCACUGUCACCGUGGCAUUGGCUAAGGUGGGACGCUGGGACUUGAAUGUCACGCUGAAAAGUUCCCAGUCUAAACCGGUUUUAGUCACCGUCAAGACUCAGCUGCGCCCGAAUGUCACGACGCCCAUCAACACUAGAUGCUGGGUUUCCAACGGAGCUGAUAUCAAGGAUGCGAGCAACCACCGGAUUCGAAUUCACGCCGACGUGUGGAAAGGAAGCCAUCCGGUCACCGGGGCUUCCGUUAAGGCUUAUAUAGUGAAGCCCAACGACGAGUUGGAGAUUUUGGACUUGCUGGACAACGGGGUCAAUGCCGAUACCACGCAAGACGAUGGCGUUUAUUCCAAGUAUUUCGCCUAUCCCAAUCAGCCGGGACGGUACACAGUCAAGUGCCAAGUGAACAGCACCAAUCACAAGGCAUUCGAGCAACUGGGUUUUAUCGGCUCGGCUAGCCCUCAGCUUUUCGGUAAUGAGACGAUCAUAGGAGAGGUGGAAAGAAUUCCAAUGGCGAAUUUCACCCGAAUCGUUUCCGGUGGCUCAUUUCAGGUGGAAAUCCCAGUCAACAGUAAUGACUCCUACCCACCAGCUGAAGUCACCGAUCUGUCGAUUAUGGUCGUUAACGACACCGCCACAAAUAUUUCAAUCGCAUUGAAAUGGACCGCUCCCGGGGAUGAUCUCGAUUCCGGCACAGCUUCCUAUUACGAACUCAAGUAUUCGGAUGUCGUCGCCGAUGUCAUCAACUCCAACUUUGACGACAAAUCCCCCAAGCGGAAGAGUCGAUCCAUCAUCACGGAAGAGGAUCUCGUCGCCGGUUCGCUCCAGCCGAGCGAGGCCGGCGUCCAGCAAACGGCCACAUUUCAGCUGACGGACGUCCAGCGGGAGAGACCCUAUUACUUGUCUCUGCGGGCCGUGGACAAGGCGGACAAAGCCGGCCAAGUGUCCAACUUGGUCGUUUUCUUCAUCCCGGACAGAACGGUGGUAGUUUUAACGAAGAAUUUCGAAGACGACGAUUCGGGAAACGGAACUGAUCAAGAAAUUCACAUUCACAUAAAUACCAAAGAGCCGAGUUAUCAUGUGGCGUCUUUAUUGGUUGCCGCCUUCGGACUCAUUCUGAUAGUUUGCUUAGUCGUAAUGUUGCUCGUGGCUGUCGUCAAAUACCUGCUAGUAUAUCGCUCUUACAAAGACGUCCCAGUUUAGUCAAAUAACAGAAUUCAAGUUUUGAAAUUGUUUUGUUGAAAUUUUAAAUUAUUUCUUCUCCACCUGUAAGAGUAAAAAGCAACCACAAAGCUUUUCGAGUGCCCUAAUUAUCUUAUCAAAUCAAGAAAAUCCCGAAAAUCCCUAGCUACAAAUAGCUACAAGACUUUUGAAUGUGUAUCGAUUAUUCCUUAGUAAUCGCACACUAUCACACCACGUAGGCAAUAAACGGUUUCAAAAUAAC
Molecule: messenger RNA, 4251 nt
Organism: Daphnia pulicaria
Lineage: Eukaryota; Metazoa; Arthropoda; Branchiopoda; Diplostraca; Daphniidae
Product: calcium-activated chloride channel regulator 1-like
Exons: 17
Coding region: 1089-4010 (973 amino acids)
Source: RefSeq, a predicted model, not a curated record